GGUACACAGAGUGUGGUACUAGGGUACACAUGGUGGUGUUGUGUUUUGAAGUUUUUCUAAUAAAGUAGAAUGCCGAAACGAAAAGAGGUUGUUCCCACAAACGAUGCAAAGUUAAGCAACGACGAGGAUCUGUUCAUAGAUAAGAAAGAAUUAACUGAUGAUGAAAAUGCAAUGGACAGUUCAGAGGAAAGUGAAGAUGGCGAAGGAGAUGAUUCCACAGAUGAAAGUGGUUUGGAAGAAGACGAUUUGGACAACAAGGCUGAUGAGUAUCAAUUUGAUUCUUCAGAUGAAGAAGAUAUUCGUAACACAGUAGGCAAUAUCCCGAUGCAGUGGUAUGAGGACUUAGCUCAUCUGGGCUAUGAUGUGUCUGGAAAAAAGAUUAUUAAACCAAUUAAACAAGAUGAGCUGGAGAAAUUUCUAGAAAAGAUGGACAAUCCCGAUUAUUGGCGAACUGUUUUCGAUGAAAAGACCGAAGAAAAUAUUGUCCUAAAUGAGGAGCAAUUGGACAUUAUUGACAAGAUACAGAAUAAUAGAUUCCCUGGUGCCGUCGAUCCUUAUGAAGAUUAUAUUGAUUUCUUUACCCACGAGAAAAUGAUACAUCCAGUUACUAGGCAACCAGAACACAAGCGAAGUUUCAUCCCAUCUUUAAUAGAAAAAGAGAAAGUUAGUCGAUUAGUCCAUGCUAUCAAAAUGGGUUGGCUAAAACAAAAGAAGAAAACACCUGAAGAUAAGAACCAGUUCUAUGACAUCUGGGAGAAUGAAACGGUUGAAGUGAAUAAAAGAACCAAGGCACACAUCGCCGCACCUCAAGAGAAACUGCCGUCUCACAAUGAGUCAUAUAACCCGCCACCAGAGUAUUUACCAACUGAAGAAGAGGCACUCGCAUGGAAGGAAGCUCAUCCUGAUGACCGGCAAACAGAUUUCCUGCCCCAGAAAUAUGAUUGUCUGCGAAAGGUACCUGGCUAUGAAAACUUCAUGAAGGAGAGAUUUGAACGAUGUCUAGAUUUAUAUUUAUGUCCCAGACAGCGAAGGAUGAGAGUUCAAGUGGAUGCCGAGGACCUUCUUCCUAAGCUUACUAAACCUAGAGACCUUCAACCAUUCCCAACCACACAGGCUUUGAUUUACCUUGGACAUGAUAGCUAUGUGCGAACAAUCAGUGUUGAUCCAUCAGGCCAAUGGCUAGCUUCAGGCUCCGAUGACCAGACUGUGAGGUUGUGGGAGGUGAGCACUGGUCGAUGUAUGCAGGUAAUAAAGAUGUCUGGAGUGGUUGAGUCUAUUGCCUGGUGCCCCAAUCAAUCGAUCAACUUGAUCCUUGUAGCUGUUGGAAGUGAAGUUCAUUUGAUUAAUCCCAACCUGGGCGACAAACUAGUCACCUCAAGUACUGACAAACUCUUGGACUCUUAUGUAAAGCCAGAGGAGCAUAAGACAUCACACCUGGUGGAAUGGACAGCUGCGGAGGAUGAAGCACACAUCAAAGGAUUCAGACUCACACUGAAAGUAUUUAAGGCAGUGAAGCGUGUAUCAUGGCAUGGAAAAGGAGACUACUUUACAACGGUUAUUCCAGAGGGCGGGCACUCAAGCGUACUCAUUCAUCAGCUAUCUAAGCGACGGUCACAGAAUCCAUUCUCCAAGAGUAAAGGUCUCAUACAGGCAGUUGUAUUCCAUCCUUCAAGGCCCUUCCUCUUUGUGGCUAGUCAACGUUAUGUUCGUGUUUACAAUCUGUUGAAGCAAGAACAAACUAAGAAAUUAUUAACCAAUGCCAAGUGGGUCUCAAGUAUGAGCAUACAUCCACAGGGUGACAACAUCAUUAUUGGAAGUUACGAUUGUAAACUUAGUUGGUUCGACCUUGAUCUCUCCACCAAGCCUUACCACACUUUGCGACACCACAAGAGGGCAGUACGCCAGGUUAACUUUCACAAGCGCUACCCUCUGUUUGCAUCAGCAUCUGAUGAUGGUACAGUUAUCGUCUGCCAUGGAAUGGUUUACAAUGAUCUUCUGCAGAAUCCAUUGAUUGUUCCAGUCAAGAUUUUACGAGGACAUGAGGUGACUAACAGUCUAGGUGUACUAGAUUGUCAAUUCCACCCCAAUCAACCGUGGGUGUUUAGCGCUGGUGCUGAUGGUACAAUACGCUUAUUUACCUGAAUGUAUACAAUAAUUGUGUAAUCUUCAAAGAACCAGUUUAAGGAUAUUUUCAGCUUUAUUAUAUUUGAUCAACAACCUGCUUAGAUCUUAGCUGAGAUCAUGGCAGUGGUGGCAACAGGAUUUGCCUGAUGUUGGUGGGGGAAAAUUGUGAUGGAGUUCAAUGUCCUCAAAGGAAAGGCUGAUUUCCCCCGAUAGGAGCAUAAGAGGUCCAGAACCCCUGAGGGGGAGUCUACAGACGAAGCAUCUGGAAACUGGAUAAGAUCGUCUACGAUAAAUUUUGUUUAGGGAGGGGUCUGGUCCCUCCGCUCCUCCCCCUCUAGUGCCACCACCAGAUCAUGUUUUAAAUUAAUUUUGUGAAUUCUCUUUACAGUAUAUUCAAAUCCAGACUUAGUUUUUCUAACCUAGGUAUACAAUUUGUAAAAUCCUAUGAUUCUUGUUUUAAAAUCACAAGUUAAAUUUACACUAUUUUGUCAUGGAGCUGUUGAAUGAUCUGAUGACUAAUGACCAGAAGCAUGAUCAUAAAAAUAUGCUACAUUCUAAAAAUAAAAUGUGUACAUCAGGAAAAAUUGAA
This is a messenger RNA of Anneissia japonica, 2713 nucleotides long. RefSeq names its product ribosome biogenesis protein bop1-A-like. The record is from RefSeq and is a predicted model, not a curated record. Gene Ontology annotation, cellular component: PeBoW complex; preribosome, large subunit precursor. Bases 70 to 2142 code for a protein of 690 amino acids. Gene Ontology annotation, molecular function: protein binding; ribonucleoprotein complex binding. The transcript is spliced from 12 exons. Lineage: Eukaryota; Metazoa; Echinodermata; Crinoidea; Comatulida; Comatulidae. Gene Ontology annotation, biological process: ribosome biogenesis; maturation of LSU-rRNA from tricistronic rRNA transcript (SSU-rRNA, 5.8S rRNA, LSU-rRNA).